Molecule: messenger RNA, 2183 nt
Organism: Phaeodactylum tricornutum CCAP 1055/1
Lineage: Eukaryota; Bacillariophyta; Bacillariophyceae; Surirellales; Neidiaceae
Exons: 3
Coding region: 103-2124 (673 amino acids)
Biological process (GO): cellular response to unfolded protein; protein refolding
Cellular component (GO): mitochondrion; cytoplasm
Molecular function (GO): ATP-dependent protein folding chaperone; ATP binding; misfolded protein binding
Source: RefSeq, a predicted model, not a curated record
CGACGAAACAAACUGUUGUGCUCCAAGUCACAUGGUCUGCUGUUGAUCCUUUCCACACUUUCUUCUCGUUUUACUAGACAGACCAAAAAGACUACUGAUAUCAUGGCUUUGCAAUUCUCAGUCCGUAAAGGAAUCGUGGCUUCCUCCCGGAUUCCCGUUAUCGGAACCUCCUCGCCGUUUCUGACCAACAAGCGAUGGCAAUCUUCGAAAGAUGCCGGCGAUGUGAUUGGCAUUGAUCUGGGUACGACCAACUCGUGUGUUUCUAUCAUGGAAGGCCGAAGCGCACGUGUGAUUGAAAAUUCCGAAGGUACCCGUACGACACCUUCUGUGGUAGCCUUUACAAACAGCGGCGAACGCCUUGUAGGUAUGGCAGCUCGUCGUCAGGCCGUUACCAAUCCCGAAAACACGCUCUACGCAAUUAAGCGUCUCAUUGGACGUCGGUAUGGAGACAAAGAAGUCGAGGCUAUUUCCAAACUCGUACCGUACAAAAUUAUCAAGUCGGACAAUAACGACGAUGCGUGGGUCGAAGCGCAAGGAACCAAGUACAGUCCGUCCCAGAUCGGAUCCAUGGUACUCGGAAAGAUGAAGGAAACUGCCGAAGGCUUUUUGGGACGAACCGUCUCCAAGGCCGUCAUUACCGUUCCAGCCUAUUUCAACGACAGUCAACGACAGGCAACCAAGGAUGCUGGGAAAAUUGCAGGUCUUGAAGUCUUGCGUAUCAUCAACGAGCCGACGGCAGCGUCGCUGGCCUACGGAAUGGACAAGGCCGACGGCAAGACAAUUGCUGUUUUCGAUCUCGGUGGUGGUACCUUCGAUGUUUCCGUACUCGAGAUUCAGGGUGGAGUAUUUGAAGUAAAGGCGACCAAUGGAGACACCAUGCUAGGUGGUGAAGAUUUUGACGAAGAACUGCUGGAAUAUUUGUUGGCGCAAUUCAAAAAGGACUCGGGUAUUGAUUUGGGCGGGGAUAAGCUUGCGAUGCAGCGAUUGCGAGAGGCGGCCGAAAAAGCCAAGCGUGAACUCGACGGCCUCGCGCAAACCGAUGUUUCCCUACCCUUCAUCACAGCUGAUGCAAGUGGACCCAAGCAUAUGAAUGUAAAGAUUUCACGUUCCCAGUUUGAAAAUAUGGUGCAGAAGUUGGUGGACCGAACCAUCGGCCCUUGUAAGAGCUGCAUGAAGGAUGCCGAUAUCAAAAAGUCCGAAAUUCAUGAAGUCAUUCUUGUUGGAGGUAUGACGCGAAUGCCCAAAGUCCAGUCCACCGUAGAAGAGUUCUUUGGCAAGAAGCCUUCUCGGGGAGUCAAUCCCGACGAAGUAGUUGCCAUGGGUGCUGCCAUUCAGGGAGGAGUCCUUAAGGGCGAUGUCAAGGAUAUUUUGCUUCUUGAUGUAACUCCGUUGUCGCUUGGUAUUGAAACGCUCGGAGGUGUCAUGACCAAGCUCAUUCCACGAAAUACCACCAUCCCGACCAAGAAGCAACAAACCUUUUCGACAGCCGCCGACAACCAACCACAAGUCCAGAUCAAGGUCUUGCAGGGUGAACGUGAAAUGGCCGCCGACAAUAAGAUGCUCGGUAACUUCGAUAUGGUGGGUAUUCCCCCAGCUCCUCGCGGAGUGCCGCAGAUCGAGGUUUCCUUCGACAUUGAUGCGGAUGGUAUCUUGAACGUUAGUGCCAAGGAUAAGGGAACCGGCAAGGAACAGAACAUUGUCAUUCAGUCCUCGGGUGGUCUGUCUGAGGAUGACAUUGAAAAGAUGGUGCGCGACGCCGAGGCUAACGCCGAAUCUGAUUCUCGCCGUCGUCAGACGAUCGAGGCGAAGAAUGAAAUUGAUUCGUUGAUUUACUCGACUGAGAAAUCGCUCACAGACAAUGCCGACAAGCUGGAUGAAGCGACAAAGUCGGAAAUUGAAAAGGCAAUUGCUGAAGCCAAGGAAGUUAAGGACGGUGACGAUUUGGAAGCUUUGACCGCCAAGAAGGAUGCUCUCUCACAGGCGAGUCUCAAGAUUGGCCAGGCCAUAUACGGACAAGGGAGCAGCAAUACCGACGAAGAAGAGAAAAAGGACGAUACAGUUGAUGCCGAUUUCCAGGAAAAGGGAAGCGAUGAAAAGAAGGAUGAUGACAAGGAAAAGAAGUAAAUAAUCCCCCGGAUUUGCUGUGCAAAGCCCAUACUCCUUAGAGAAGAAUCUGUUUAGCC